ACCUUUUAGCCCCUAUUCCUUGAAGGCUAACACUUUUUGUUGCUUUUAAAGCAAAAUCUUAAAACAAUUUUCAAAAAAACACUGCUGGGCCCAACAAGAAAAAAACUGAAAGAAUUCUGCUUAAAAAAUGUAAAUCCUAAACAUCUUGAAAAUUCCUUAAAAACACACACCCACACAAAACAAACGACGCGAGAAAACUACCGCCCACAAAAUGUCAUCUAACGCGGAAGUGUUGAUGAUGCCACCCCCCAAAGAGGAAACAAAAACAGAAACUAAGUCUCCGAAUAGCGAACUAUCGCUAUUCGAUCAACUCAAGAACAGUGUCGAUCAUAAUUGUGUCAAUAAAACGCCGCUGCAUAAUCUCACAAUCACGCGUAACACCGAAGAGUCGAAAGUCGAAGAGAAUUGCGCCAACAAAAUAUUGGCCCCACCGCCGCCAUCACCCACAAAACCAAAGCCUGAAUUUCAAACACCCGCAAUAUUUGCCUCACCCAAUUCCAUAAAAACGGAUGGCAAACGUGCCGCCAGUGGGAAAUAUUCACUAAAAUCCAAUACCACAACACCUACGUCCAAGGAUUUAACCACAACCUUAAGAUCUCUUAAAAGAUCUCAGCCACCACCACCGCCGCCACCAACACCAUUAUCUUUACUAGCCACUCAACAGCAGCAGCAACAACAAAAGACUGGUUCAUCAUUAGCCGUAGCUGGUGGCUUGGUGGCAUCUCCAUCACCCUCAUCAGCGACAGCAUCAUCACCUGCCUCAACAGCUGUUGCAAGGCACUCAUCCGGAUUAGUAGCUGCCUCGGGUGCAACUGAUUUAACAUUACCGCAUCACAACAACAACGGCAGCAGCAACAACAACAACACUAAUGCCAAAAAGAAACGCUGCACCGACCGUUAUGAUUCCUCGGAAUCUUCUGACAGUGGUGUCGCCACCUCCAGCUGCACCGAUUCAAGUACUGGCUGCUCAAGUGAAGAUGCCUCCGAGCCAGGAUCUCCAUACAGCCAUCAUUCGAGUAUAAGUGACGACCAACAGCAGCAGCAACAACAACAGAAGCAAUCAUCUAAUACACAAAAUACCAACAAAAUGUCACCCCAAACAACAAAUACUGGUGGUACAACAGCGUCGUCUUCCGGCGGUGGUGUUGUGCCAGCGCCUUCAACAACAUCUGCAACUUUAAAUGCUGCCAUUAGAACAAGUAAUCUGCCCGCCUCUCUUACCAUUACUCCCACAAACGGCAGUGGUAACGGCAACAGGGCAAAAACUUCCGUAACUCAAAUAUCGAAAGUUUCAAACACUGCCAAUACAAAUCGAUGUUCGAAUUUGCCCACAUUACAAUGGCCAUGGAGUACAACUGCCACCAGCAUAGGUAACACCGUCACCACUUCAUCAACUUUGCCACCGCCAUCCUCAUCAUCAUCUAUUGGGACAUUUUCAACGCCGGCAUCCACCUCGACAACAGGUACCAACACUCACAUAACACAUAGCUCUAUGGCCACUACAAACGUCUCAAACCUUUCCAAGAAGCGUGUUGCUUCCAACGUCAAUGGCGGCGGACCCAGUGAUGCCGUUGCAGCACCGAAAAAGCCUCGUUCCAAUGUCAAUACAUCACAACAAGAUAAUCACCACGUCAUAUCAGUUGGUGGAGCCAAAAGACUGAAAGCUGCUGCAAUGGAAGAGUCUCAAACCAAAAUCACCGGCUACUUCAAGUCCCAAAUGAAGGCACAAAUGCACGCGGCCAAUAGUAAAAAUGCACAAAAUCUACAAUCUAUAUCCAAUACUAGUGUUAUGAUGACAACAACAGCAACAAGUGCAAAUCACCAAAAUAGCACAAUGACCACAAAUGCAUUGGCGAUGAGUGCACCGGCCACAACGGCUUCCCUUAACAAAUAUUUUAACAUACUGGCCCAACUGAAGGAGAACAAUAAUAAGGCACUCAGCAAUAGCGCGACGAAUGCUGCCCAUACUGCUGCGGUUAGUACAGCACAACCAAGUACCAGCACAGCAACACCAACACCUCCACUCCAAGCCUGCUCUACACAAACCACAACCAUUUCUGUAACAGCUCCUCCACCUCCCAUGGCGCCAACGAUAUCAACUAGUUUUAGCAAUACAGCCGUUACCAUAACCACCACUAAGCCACAAAAUAUUUCGGUUGCACCCAUGCCAAUGCCGGCCCUUAAGAAAAUCGAGCGACCAAAACCUACGAAAAUUGCUCAAGUUGCACCAAAUCUGAGGAAAACGCCUUCGACCAAUUCGUAUGGCAACCUAACAACUGCCAGUGGCAAAUCGCCAGCAAAGAAACAUGUUGCUAUUGCACCGAGAACUCCCGAAAUGAAGCAACAACAACAGCAACAGCAGCAACUAAUGGCGGCCACUAAACAAGAGAAUUCCAAACAGUCUCCAGUGGUCAGUGGCGCGCAGACAGCCACGCAACAGUCCAACAACACUACAUCAUCCAACCAACAGCCAGCUGUGCUGUUAACCGCUAUAAGAUUACCGCCUGGACAGCAAAACAAUGCUCCAACCAACAACCAAGCAAAACAAACAGUGGUCACAAAUAAAAUCAACACCAGUACUGCCCAAGCGGCCGUUAAUGCUGCUCCAAGUGUUUCGGUUACCGCAUCAUCGAGCUCAACUCCGGCACCAACCACUGCCACGGCUGCACCUGCCCCAACAUUGUACCAAUUGCCAGCUGUUCAGCUGCCCAAUCUGGUGCAACUGCCACAACUUUUGGCAGCCAAUGGGGCCAAUAUUAUGCAACUGAAUAAUUUGGCCACAGCAGCAGCGGUUGCCAAGAAUGUAGCAACAACAGCUGCCCCAACAGCUCCCGCUGCUGCCUCAGCCACAUCGGCUCAGGCCGCACAAGCAGCAGCUCAAUAUUUCCUCAACGGCACUGUUUUCAAGCUGCAACAAUUCACCACAGCCACAACAACAACAGCUACAGCGGCUUCAACGGGAAAUGUGAAUCCGUUCAAUUUGUUAAGUGCCAGCGAUCUACAGGAAUUGUUGAUCAAGCAGCAGCAACAACAACAGCAGUUACAACAACUACAGCAGCAACAGCAGCAGCAGAAAGCCACAAACACAGCCGCAGCGAGUUUUCAAGAGAUUUUCCAACAACAAAUAGCAGCAGCUAUAGCAGCCAAUCAACAGCAACAACAACAAGUUCAGCUGCAACAGUUGCAGAGGUUAGGAGCUGCUGCUAAUAUCCAACAGCAGCCAGUUUUUAUGGCCACCCCAGCAGGUCUACUUCUCAAUGCUGCCUCCCUACCGGCAAUGUUGGCACAAGCAGCCGCUGCUUUGGCUGUAAAUUCUCAGCAACAGCACCAGGCCCAUCAACAGCAAAAGACCAUAGCCUUGCCAGCUUUACAACCCAUACAACAGGCUCCAUUACCAGCUUUAAGUUCCAUAUUUGCUCCUCAACCAACCCAGCAGCAACAUCAGCAAAACGAACAACAACAACAUGAUAUGCAGCAGCAACAUUUGGCUGCUCAAUUGGCAUUGGCGCAGCAGCAACAGUUCAUCUCCGCGACCCAACCACCACCAUUGUCAUCAGUUACUUUGCCCACAGCCACCAAUUCAUCUAAUUUAACGCACAACAACAGCAAUAACUCAACGAACAACAACACUACCACCGUUAAUAUCUCGAAUAACAGCAUGUCCGCACAAGUAACGCCAGUCAGUGCAGCAUCCGGUGCCACACAACAACAAUCCACUACCACUGCCAAAUUGGCCAUUGUUAAGGCCAAUGCAUCACCGGUUGCUUUUACAACCCUCAGCUCACAACCGCCUCCGCUGGUUACCAUAUCGAAUGCCAAACCGCGCACACAUUCGCUUACCACUUCCAACUCUUCCACUGCCACUCAAAAGCCUUCAAUAAUGGCCAAACCCUACCAGAAGCGAUCUCCAAAGGCACAUGCCCAACAAUUAAAAUCCACGAUAGGAAAUACUACGAAGAAUUCCAGUACGGGAAAAAUAACAACUGCCAAUGGGAAAAUUAUUGCAACUCCAACGACACCACCCCCGUUGGUGCCCACAAUCACUCCCAGUGUCCAACAGCCAGUUGCUCUGACCACAUUACCAGCUCCGGGCUUGAGGGCUGCGACAGCUACAAAUUUAUCGAAGACUUCCCAAAUUCCAACACCGGCAUUAGUGAGUAUUGCGCCCACAAAUGUUACACCAAUUGCUCCGAAGCCGGUCCAAAGCAUAACAUGUGGCAGUGUAACUAUCAGUCCGGCCACUCCAUCUUCCACGUCAGGGAAAAAUCUUGUCAAUAUUGCACCAAAAAUUACAACCGCCGUGACAUCAACUGCCCAAACUUUGCUGGCGUCGUCGUGUUCCUCCCUGUCGUCGCCGGCGUCAUCAGCAUCAUCCUUUAAAUACAACAGCGCUAACAAUAAAACGAAUUCCAACUCAUAUCUGACGAGCACCGUCGCCAAUUGCAGCAGCAGCAACAACAACGUAGGAAAAUCAAAACCCCCAAUUAGCAAAACAACUGCAUCCGAUCUCUUUGAUUUGGUUAAGAACUCAAAUGGAGCAAUAAGCAUAACCCCAGCUGCGCCUGCCACCUCAACAAGUUGCACACAAAGCUUUAGCGCUCCUCUCAACUUCAGCACAACCACAGCAACUGCCAACACCUUUAAUACGUUCAAGUCCAUGUUGCCAUUGGAAAGCUUCAGGAAAAUUAAAGACGAGCCUAUGGAUGAUGUGCCACCAACGCAAACAAAUGCUACUUCCAAUAGUAAUGCCUCUUCAGUGACGGUGCCACCAUCGCCGGCGUCGGAAGAAAAACCUGUAAUCAAUGAGACACCCACAAGUUUUAGCGGACAAAUACCCACCUCGAAUAAUAUUCUGGUCAAGGAAGAGUUAAUGGCCAGUCCGACUUCAACCAAAGAGGAAGAGGAUGUUACAACGUCAUCUUCCUCCGAUAAGCCAAGCUCUCCACAACCGAGCAAUUUAAAUAAUGAAUGUUCCUCGUCAUCCUUUACAUCCAAUUCCAAUUCAAUAUCGUCUGCAGCUGAUCUCUCUUUAGAAGCUUCAACGCCAGCGUCGAUUACGAGCAGUUCGGAGGCUCAUUCGCCGGGAUGUUCGAUGUUGUCACCUCUCAAUAGCAGCAAUAACGAAUUUACCUCCACCAAUCCAUGUUCAAACUCAAAUUCGGCGGGUGAUUCCAAUUCCUGCGAAACAGGAGGCGGAGCUUCAUCAAGAGAUAUGUUGAGCGAAAUGGUCACAUCAACGUGUAUAUCAUCCAACUCUUCGGAGGCAAGUAUUAGUGUAGCCAUGCCGGACAAUGAGGAUGGUAAACAAGCAAGGGAUGGUUUAAAAACGCCCGACAAUUCUGAAGAUAAACAGCGUGAUUUGCCCACCCCAGAAUCAGGCAUUGGAGGCAGUCUGAGUAAUACGGAAAGCAUGGAUUCUUCAUCGAAAUCGGAAACGUCAUCUUCAUCGGAACAACCGGUACCCUCGCCGACAUCAACUGAGAGCCAAACGCCACCAGCUACACCAAUGAACAUUGAUUCCAGCAGUAACAGCAUGGAGGAAAGCCAAAACAAUACAUCUUCGUCACAAUUGACCCAACAAUCUGAGGAUUCUUCGGAAAAAUCAUCCUUUGAUUUUCUUAACAGUGCAACAAGCAACACGGCGACCAGCAACGCCAGUUCUGUCUUGGCGACCACAAUAGACACCAAGUUGGCUGAAAUCAGCUCUCCCGAAUUGCCAAAAUGUGCUCUAUCGCCGAUAUUGUCACAGCCGAAGACUAUUCGUUUCCCGGUCUUGGGCAAGAACAACAAACGUCAAGAUGGCAUAUGCUAUUGGGAUAAAUGCAAUAAGAAACAUGAUAGCAAUUCCAAGCUUUUGGAUCACAUGCAACAGCAGCAUGUCAAUUCACAGACAGGGCCGUUCUCUUGUCUCUGGGUUGGCUGCAAGGUGUACAAUAAGGAGUCAUGUUCACGUCGCUGGUUGGAAAGGCACGUGCUAUCACAUGGUGGUUCUAAGCAAUUCAAAUGUAUUGUUGAGGGUUGCGGUUUACGUUUUGGAUCUCAGCUGGCACUGCAAAAGCACAUCAAUAAUCACUUCACUGCCACCGAAAACAAGGAAAGUACAAACAAACGAACUUCUGAUCCUCCAGUACCAAAGCAAUUACGUAAAAAUGGCAAGAAACUACGUUACCGACGUCAACCGUUCUCUGCACGCAUGUUUGAUUUCUUUGAUGCUGGCAUUAUGGAAGGCCUACAACAUCGCCUUAGACAAAUUUCCACUUUAACCAAUGGCUGCAAUUCAAUUACCUUCCAAGGUCAAUGCAUAAUGAAACGUAAAGCAUCCAGUGGCAAAACAGAAUGCUACAUUCAGUGGUCUCCAAGGGAAAUAAUCUCCGAUGAAUGGCUGCCCGAAAGCCAGGAGGCCUAUUUAAAAACGGUGAACAUCAAACAAAUGAAACCUGCCGAAAAGAAUAAAGUUGAAAGUUUACUUAUGACUGCCUACAAACUGCCGUAUUCGCCUACAAUAUUUGAAAACGAUUAUGCCCUUAGUCAGCAGUAUCAACGUUUGAAAAACGACAAGGAUUCGUCUACCACCAACAAUAACAAUGGGGAUGAUGAUGACAACGACGCAGAAGGCGAUAAUGGAGACGAAGAGGAAGGUGAUGAAGAGGAUGAUGAUGAUGAUGAAGAGGACAAGGACGAUGAGGAUGCAACUACCACAACCGAAACCAUAUCCAGUUACCAGCAUGUUCUCUCGAUAACCAACAUUCAAAUGCAACAAAGACGUAAACAUCCCCGAAAACCACAAAAUCGUAUAAUUAUAACACGUUAGGUCGAAGACGCCAAAUGCUGCCCCUCUUCCCAAACAAAACCAAAAUAAGUAUAUUCUUCUCCCCUGGCAGACAAGCAGACAGACUCCCAGAUUCUUCAAAUACCAAGUGGUGCUGUAAAAAGAAGUAUUUCCUUUUUUAGUCGUUUUAUGUUAAUCUUAAUUUGUACAUAUUGCCCCUUACAUAUAUUUUGUAAAACAAUAUAUUAGCAUAGCCUAGUUAAGUUUAAAGACCCUCCCCCCCAAAAAAAAUAUUUUACAACUCUAAAGACAAACGAGCAACAGUGACAAGGUAUAAAAGGCUUUUUGCAUCGAAUAGCAAACAAGUCCGUUAAAUGAUAUAUUUGUAUGUAUAGUAUUUCCUUGUAUAGUUUAAUAGGUCUUAUGUGUGUGCAUAAAUCGAUAGGCAUAUAUCACUGCCAUAUGGAAUGAAAACAAACAAAAAGAAAGAAAGAAAUAUCUUUAUUCAGUAAAUACGAAAAAAUACUAAUAAUAAACACUAAACACUAGCUAGUAAUAGAAGUAAUAUAAUUUAUAUACAGCAACAACAACAUAGUUUAGCAAUACAUGGUAUAUGUAUAUAACAUUUACAUGCGAAAGAAAACAAAAAUACUAGCACUUAAAAUGAGUAAUCACAAAAACAUUACAAAAAAAAACAUCCUUUGUGUUUUUUAUCUAAAAUACUUCCACACGCAGUUUUUGCUUUGUACAAACUAAAUUAGGCCAACAGCGGGUAAAAUCUUUAUAACCCACCAUCCAAAUGAGCGUGUUUCUUUUUUAUUUCUUCUUUAAUUAUUCGAAUUCUAGAUGUUUGUAGCAAUUGUUUUAUUUUACAUACUGUUUUUCAUUUCUUUAAAUUAAUGAUAACCUGCCUAGAAACAAAACUCCAACCAUAAUAAGACUUGCUUAUAUUUUAUGUUAAAUAUAUAUAUUUUUUUAAUUUAGCCUAAUUAAAGUAAACAAGAAAAACAUAUUGUAUUAUUAAAAAAAAAACACACACACACACACAAAAGAAAAACAUUAAAAUUUUUAUAAAUUUUUUUUUGAAAAAGAAAAACAAAUUGAUUUUCAUUUAUUUGUUUUAUAAAUAAAUCGAGAACAUUAGUUAUUCAAACAUACAUUAUGAUUUAAAUUCAAAAACCAAAACUUGAUAAAUUCCACAUAACUUAAAUUCUAUCCUUUUUUGUUAUCAUUUGCUAUAUUAUUUAAAAAAAAAGAAAAAAAAAACGGCAAAAUAAUGCAAAGUUCUUGUUUUGGGAGAUUGCAGACAAGAUUUGAUGUUGAAAUAGAGAAAGGAAAAAGAGAGCUCAAAAAAUGAUGUCGUAUUUUUAGAGCGAUACAGAAUGAGUCCUAAAAUAGAGUCUUUAUCAUAAAGCCAACAACAUGAUGUUCCGUCUAAGAAUUCAACCCUUGACCAAAAAAACUGGACUGGAAAAAACAAAUUAUUGGAAAAAAACUCAAAACCUUUUUAUGUAGUACAGCCAUAGACAAAUAAAGGUAUAGACUAAAAAGUUGACUCAUCUGUUAUCUUCGAAAAAAAAGUGCUUCAAUAGAUGUCGUUCAUGCUGCGGGAUGGCUUAAGUCUAUUUAAUUAAUUCUCUCAAAACACAAAAUAUCGAAUAUUUUUAUGAUUUGUUAUUAUUUAUCAAUUCUAAACAAGGCAGUGAUUUAUAUUUCCAUUACCCAAUUAUGUAGUGAAAUACAAAAAUAUACAAUUUAAAUAGCAGAAAAAUUAAUAAAUUGUGUUUCGAAGUCGAGUGACGACUUCACUAGCCCUGAGUGGCUGUACUGUCCCAACCAUAGUUACAUCUGCCGGAAGGGUAAAUUAUAAAUCUUUUAAGUCUUUACCUUUAUUUGUCUAUUGUUUAGUUUUCUAUUUAAUGGUCAAUACUUACUUUUUAGCGCUUAAAAUGACAGAUAAGUGAUCCCAACUUUCUCCGUUGGUUGUUAUUGGCGUUAUCACGAAGCCAAUUUGAAAGAAAACUUUCACAAACAAUUUCAAGAAACGUCAAACCGCUAAUGCGUUUAGAAGUUUAACCAGCCGUAAAGGAGCUUCUCAUUGAUUUCUUUUUUUUACUUUUUCAAAGAAUACAAAUGUGCCCGUAUUUAAAAUAGUUUUAUAACUAAACGAUUUUUUCAAUACUUGGGUGUCAAUUCUUGUUCUAUAAAAAUGUGAAAUGAAAAAAUUUAUAAAGGAAACAUUUGUCAUUUCAUAUUUUCAUAGAACAAGAAUCCAGCCCCUAAUCCUGAUUAUAACAUCAUUCGCAAGCAAUUUUCUUCACAGGAACUAUAAAAACUUAAUGCAACACUUCAUUUUAUUUUAGAAUACAACAGCAGUUACCCCCUCUUGAUCUCUUUCAUAGAGAAAUUAUAUCAUUUUUUUUUUUUGUUUAGAAAAUAUAUGUAAAUGUAAAAUAUAAAUAAAAUUUAUAGUUUUAAUUGGUAUAAUUAAUUAUUAUAAACUCCAAUGUAAAUAAAAAAAAACACAGAAAUUCUGCCACAACAAUGCAAAUAUUUAAAAAUAUUAUAAGAGAAUAUUCGAUUUUAAGUUAAUUAUCAGAUCUGCAAAAAAGGUUUUAAAUGAAAAAUAAAUAUUUUUAUUAUUCUUAAAAGCUUUUCAAUCGCUAGUUUGCCUGACAAUGUUAGUCAAAUGGUUCUGUUUCAAUACAAGAAUCGGAUUUUUUUUUACAUUUUAAUUUAGUUUUAAAUUUAUUGUAACAAAGAGGACAACAAAUAAAAUACAUAUUUUUUAAUGAGAUAA
Molecule: messenger RNA, 9569 nt
Organism: Musca domestica (house fly)
Lineage: Eukaryota; Metazoa; Arthropoda; Insecta; Diptera; Muscidae
Gene: jing
Product: zinc finger protein jing
Exons: 5
Coding region: 212-6811 (2199 amino acids)
Biological process (GO): regulation of transcription by RNA polymerase II
Cellular component (GO): ESC/E(Z) complex
Source: RefSeq, a predicted model, not a curated record